AUGCCUUCCGCCGAUGAGCCUUCUUCAUCCCGCACCAAUGGUUCCAGCUCACGCUCAGACCAGCUCGCACAUUACAAAUCACAAUAUGAGCAACUUGAAUCUGAGUUGGCGGACUUUCAGGCUUCCAGCCGCGAACUGGAGGCGGAGUUAGAGAAGGAGAUUGAGGCAUCUGAGAAGCGCGAGCGGCAGUUGAAGGAGAAGGUGGAUAAUCUGAGAUAUGAAGUCGAUGAAUGGAAGUCCAAGUACAAACAGUCCAAGUCGGAAGCGAAUAGUGCCCAAAACACCCUGCAGAAGGAAAUCACCUCGCUGCGAGACGCAAACCGGACACUACAGCUGAAGAUACGAGAUAUUGAGGUUGCAAAUGAUGACUAUGAACGUCAGGCGCGUCAUACGACUUCGUCCCUGGAGGAUCUGGAGUCCAAGUUUAAUAUGGCUAUUGAGAGGGGCGUGCUGUUGGAAGAGGAGAUCAAAGCUGGUGAACAGGAGCGUGAGGAUCUGCGGAUACAGAAUCAGCGACUCCGCGACGAACUGAACGAGCAAAAGAUUGAAACCGAGAUCAUCCAAGAGAAGCUCCGAAACGGUGGCCGUCGUCGCCGCCCAGCGCCUUUGAGUCGCAGCCCAUCGACACCGCAUACCCCAGAGAUCUUCGAUCGCUCUCCUGGAGCUUCGACUGUAUCUUCACCUUUGUUUACCACUCCACCAACGAAAUUGUCGCUAGCGCUGGCUUCUGCUACUGCGACACCUCCAUCACCUCCCAUAUCAGAGACGUCCAGCAGCAUGCGCAAGUCAUUGACGGCGACGCCCGGAUUCCCCCUUCAGAAGGCUGCCGCUCCCGAUUUUUCUCGGUCAUUGUAUGGGCCCCGGACGCAGCGAUUUGCGGCACAUUCUCGAGCUACUUCUUUUGCGUUUAGCACCGGCCGCUCAACCUCGUCCGUUACCUCUCGUCCUAGCCUACCCAAGCAGAACAACACGACAAACACCAACAACGUUGCGAGCCGUCCUUCUGGUAUACCCAAAUCAGGGUCAUUAUACCAGAUUCGCGGUCUUAUUGGCAAGAUGCAAAAGCUGGAAGAGAGGGUUCAGUCUGCAAAAUCCAAGCUACCCCCUCCUUCAGAAACCGCGUCGCGGGCCUCGUCCCGUGCGAACUCCGUUAUCGGUGACAGUCCCGUUACAUCAGCUCUGUCCAUGCGACGGGACCAACGCAAGCGCAUGAGCGGUAGCAGCUUCAGUUCAUCCAUCAACCAGGGGGAAGGGACCCCUUCUUACGUUACAUCCAGUCGGCCGUCCUAUGGAACGAGAAGCAAAGGCGAUAGCCGACCUAGCAGUCGCACCAGUUUCUCUAGUUCCUUCAGCCACAGCACUCAUCCGAGUGUCGCGGCCUCAAACCGCCCUGAAAGUCGCCAGAGCCGCACAAAGACACCUCUAGGUCACUAUUCCACCAACCCCACCACCGAAAGCCGGCGGCCACGAUCGUCGCUCAGCAACCCCGCAGGACAAUCUACGCCCGUCAACGGCAUGUCGUACAUUGAUGAGGACGAAGAUCUGGCGGAGCAACUGUCUGUACGUGCGAAGAUUAGUGAAACGCAGCCUCGCCCUACCCGCCUCCCGUCGUUCUCCACACCCACUGGCCUCAAAAAGCGAGCGACUAGCGGCGUCUCGGGAAUCCCGGCGCCUCGAAGCUUACGCCGGGAGAACACCAUGGGGCCACCCACCACGAAAGCUAAAGCCGGCGAUUUGGGCGAAACAUUUUAA
Aspergillus calidoustus is the source of this 1752-nucleotide messenger RNA. Lineage: Eukaryota; Fungi; Ascomycota; Eurotiomycetes; Eurotiales; Aspergillaceae. The record is from the annotation of a GenBank genome assembly.